Messenger RNA from Carassius auratus (goldfish), 3358 nucleotides. Its product is annotated as secreted frizzled-related protein 1-like. NCBI's taxonomy places the organism in Eukaryota, Metazoa, Chordata, Actinopteri, Cypriniformes, Cyprinidae. The record is from RefSeq and is a predicted model, not a curated record. Gene Ontology annotation, biological process: non-canonical Wnt signaling pathway; canonical Wnt signaling pathway. Bases 234 to 1151 code for a protein of 305 amino acids. The transcript is spliced from 3 exons. Gene Ontology annotation, molecular function: Wnt-protein binding.
AGGCGGUCUCAUCUCCCCUGGUCUCGAGCGCAGCGCAUUUCAAGCAUCUCAGACGUGAGUCAGCAACAGCUAGCUACAGGGCUUCAGAGCUGGAGUUUCCACAACUUCAGUACUUUCACUUCAGAGGUAUUUGUCUCUGCCUUCUUAUUUUCUAAACAAAGUAGACUUAAUUUCACUCAAGGUUCGCCGCUUUUUGGGCUCCGUAGCCUGGGGAUCCUGACCAGGUGUUCACAAUGAAGUCCUUCGCAUCUUUGUUCCUUUGGAGGAUCGUCAUUUUAUUAAUACCAAUAGUCUCAUUGGGCCAAACAUCUGAGGAUUUGUAUGAAACCUGGGAUCCAGGGUACAAAGGCAACGUACCCUAUGGCAAGCCUCCGCAGUGUGUGGACAUCCCAGAUGACCUGAGGCUCUGUCAUGGUGUGGGCUACGAAAAGAUGCUGCUGCCCAACUUACUGGAGCACGAGUCUAUGGCUGAGGUCAAGCAGCAGGCUGGAAGCUGGGUGCCCCUGGUGCACAAGAACUGCCACCCGGCCACUCAGGUGUUCCUUUGUUCCCUUUUUGCCCCUUUGUGUCUGGAGAGUGCCAUCUACCCAUGCCGCUGGUUCUGUGAAGAUGUGCGUGAUGGCUGCACACCCAUCAUGGAAGCAUUUGGGUUCCCCUGGCCUCAGAUGCUCACCUGUGACAAGUUUCCUCAAGAUGAUAUGUGCAUCAGUGCACCCAAUGCCACAGAGGCCUCCAAGCCCACUGGAUACUCCCCAGUAUGUCCUCCUUGUGACGAUGAAAUGAAAACGGAUGGGAUUCUGGACCACAUGUGUGCCAGUGAAUUUGCCAUAAAGACCAAGAUCAAAGAGGUCAAACGGGAGAACAUGGAUCGCAAGGUGAUCCUGCAGAAGAGGAAAAAACCCCUAAAGCUGGGCACUUUGAAGAAGAAGGACCUGAAGAAUCUCACUCUGUAUCUGAAGAACGGAGCCGACUGCCCCUGCACGCAGCUAGAAAAUCUCAGAAACACAUACCUUAUCAUGGGACGCAAGGUGGACAAACAGUACAUUCUAACUGGCAUUCACAAGUGGGAAAAAUCAAGCAAGGAGUUCAAAAAUACCAUGAAAAAACUCAAAAGCCACAAGUGCCCUGCCUUUGAGAAUGUCUUCAAAUAAACAUUCUCAGAGCUCCUACUUACUUUAUGAACUUGCACAUCCAGGCUACACAAAAUAUUGUUACAUUUUUUCAUUGUCCGUGUACUAUAACUAUAUAUAUAUAUUUCUCAUGUAUAGAUCAGACACUUGAGGUAUUUUGUCUUGGAUAUGCGCUGUCAAAGACUGAAAAGAUUAUGAAUGAUACAGUAGACAAACUCUUCACCACAAACAAAGGAUCACGUUUGUAUAUAUCCAAACCUGUGAUAAUAUGUUGUAAAAUUAUCAUAAUUCACCCACAAUUGAUUGUUGGUUAUACACCAUUUAUUGAUACGAUUUUGUAGACACUGUGAAAGUACCACAUUAAGCCAUUUCUUUAGGCAUAUAGACCAGUUUGGAGUAGACGUCAAAGUUACGUCACCUGCAUCUGCACAAACAUUGUGGUGGAGCAUUUUUUUAAUGGAUGCGCUUUUUAUUAAACUUCUCAAGGACCGAUGCAGUGCAACACCCGCUGAGUGGCAUCAAACAGUUUGAGAGAUCAAAGACAAUUUUUUAAAUAACUCCAACUGGAUUCGUCUGAAAGAAAAACACUCACAAAAAUGUCAUCUCUGUUUGGAAACACUUGCUGUGUCCGAAAUCGCUCACUCGUUCACUCAUUCACUAAUCCCUAUAUAGUGUAUGGCAGUUGAGUGGACUAUAUCAGGAAGGAGUGAAUAAAUAAGUGAACGGAUUCGGACAGUGGCGUAUACACUGCAAGUGAGACUUGGAGUGGUUGCAAAAACAUUGUCAUAUGUUCUUUUAUAUUACAUGUACCUUAUUUUAGAUAAUAAUAUUAAUAGCAAUAACACUCAAAAUGACUUUAUAUUGUAAUUAUACAUACCUCCACGUCAGCUUUGGGGUUUUAUAUAUGGUAUGUUUUUUUAUUUGUUUUGUAAUGCUUUUAUGUUCAUAAUCAUUAAAUACUUUUAAAAUACUUAGAACAAAAAUAACAGACAUUAACACAUUCAUAAUUUUAUGCAUUUAUUAUUUUUAGUAACUUGACACUCUCCCGAGCAGCGUUUUGAGCUCAGAUGAUAUAUUCAGUUAUAGAGCUCCUUCAGACGACCGUUAAUUUAAAAAUUUAAAUUAUAUACCAAAUUAUCAUAAUUUUUGUAAGUUAACAAUGAUGCAACCUCAGUAAAUUAGUCACAUAUUAAACAGUUAUUGCCUAAAUAAAAUAUUUUAAUAAAUAAUUUUAUGAAAUUACCGUUAAAGCAGAAAUAAUAAAGAUGUAAACCGUAUCUCUCAUUCAAACUCGCUCUCACGUUCAGCUUGUCGGUUCUCUGUAUUGGAUUGUGGGAAAUAGUGCUUCAGCGAGUGUACAUCGGUUGUACACUCGAAAUCAGAAUGAAUUGUGGGUAAAAAAGUAGUGGACGAAUGUAGGGAAUGAAGUCGUUCACUCAGAAUUCGGACAAAAUUGCUGACUCCCGAUAUAAUGACUAAAUAGUGGAUAGGGAGCGGUUUCAGACACAGCUACUGAAAUUGGUCUAUUGCAUCUAUUAUAAGUUGCUAUAGUUACUCCAAGUUCAAUAGACAACAGUUUUUUACAGUAUACAUUUGUCACAGUCCUUUCUGUGACCUGUACCAAUCAGUCAUUAAAUUUGUUUAGCAGUUCUCUAGUGAAUAAUGAGAGGUCUGCUUUGCUUAAUUACUGGCAAGAUAUAUAUGCAUAACAUUUAUUGCACUGCUAAAGCCAUGUAUAUGACAAGUUGAACUGCACAGUCCCAUAUGACUGAAUAGAAUAUUGUAUACAAAGGCCUAUACUUUAUCUGCUGUAGAACAAACUGUUUUCUGACUAGUAAAAUAUUUUUUAGGAGAACAGUACUCAAUAGCAUAUAACAUCAACAAUACUGAUAAAAAUAUUCAUUGCUACAGGACAUUUUUCCAUUUAAUCUCACAACUUGGUACUGUUAUUAGUGUAUAACGUUGUUUGCGUUGCAGGUGAAAGGUUUUUUUACUUGCAAAACUCUUGACAUUUUAGUCCACAGCUUUGUCUAAAAUGCAUGUCACCAAUCAUUUAAGAAUGCAUAGUGUGCAUUGCAUGAAGUGUUCCUUCAUUUUUUCCUUAAAAUUAUCUUCUUGUGGUGUAGCACUACUAGUUUCAAUGUUUCCCAAUUCCUAUUUUUUAUGUUGGAAAUCAUUUUGUACAUAAAAUUCUAGCACAAAUAUAAAAUAAAGACUAUAAAAAAUGU